This is a messenger RNA of Polychytrium aggregatum, 1614 nucleotides long. RefSeq lists its product as uncharacterized. Bases 1 to 1614 code for a protein of 537 amino acids. The record is from RefSeq and is a predicted model, not a curated record. The transcript is spliced from 2 exons. Lineage: Eukaryota; Fungi; Chytridiomycota; Chytridiomycetes; Polychytriales.
AUGGAUGCAAAGGCGUAUCUAGGCGGCUCGCGAGCCGACUCUUCAUCGCCCUCCAAGGCGCUUUCCGUCUUGGAGCGUGCCCAGCUGCAGCUCCGGGGCGAGAAGCUCUCGAGGGCGACUUCGGCCCGAACAAUCUCCUCGACCCGUCUGCAGGUCGAUGAUGCAACUGGAUAUCCAGGCUCCGCAACCUCGUCGGCCCCAUCACGCGGACUUCGCGGAGCCAAGCCAGUCUACCUCGACGACGACAGCGACGCCCUCGGCGAUAGUAUCAGCAUCACCCCCAGCGAGUCUUCUCUUGAUUCCUCCGAUGAGGAGCUUGAGGAAUAUCUGUCGCGCCUCGGCAACGCCGCCAAAGAACCCAGCGGAGGCUCGAAGAAGCCCAAGAGCCACGCCGCAAGUGCGACCACAUCCAAGACCUCGCUUGCCACAACAGCGGCAUCCGCCUAUCUCAAACGACCAGUUUCGCACCAGAGCAAACUCGACGAUGCUUCCACUCCAACACGAUCGACCUCGGUUCCUCCCACGUCCUCGCCGUACCUCAAGACUAAAGAAACGUCGCAGUCCCACGAGUCCGUGGCUCAACAGCGCCCCACUUAUCUCAAGGCCAUGAAGUCCUUUUCGACCAUCAAGUCCUCGGUCGAGAUUGGAGACGAUGCGAGGUUUCUCGAACAACCCCAAGCGCCCAAAGACACCGCGGAGAGAUCAGCCAACAGCUCUACCCCCGGAGCCGGCCAUGGGCAGUCCGAAUCCACAUCCGAUACUGACGACGGCAGCUCCAUCGGCAGCGACUUUGAGCGAUUCAUGGGAACGGGUGUGGCCAAAGACGCAGCCAUGUCCCCAAAGGCAGCUUCAGAGCCUGUCGAAAAGGAAACGAUCGAAACAAAGUAUGGGCUUUCGUCGGAUUCGGAUCUCCAGUCAUCGCCCAUAAGUAUCUCCGUCUCUGCCGCUCAGGUCGAUCCGGCGAUCCAAACGACUCCAACAGCGAUAGCUUCGGAAACAGGACUGAAAGUACCCGGGCCAACGAGUGUAUCACUUCAAGCGAGUUCAGUCACAUCUCAUGUCGGCGGUCGAGCAGCCGAUGGAGUCGCAGGCACUGGAUUCACCCCCGACCUGCACAGCCAAAGUACUCUCAGAGGUGCCACUACGGCUUCCAGCACCCUUGCCACCCUUAAUGCGCAUACCGGCCCGAGCCCAGCGAUCACCACAGUCGCCCAACCAGUGCCUGUCAACGCCGUGAUUCCAAGUAACUCGAAUACCAGAUCGGCAGUGCUGUCCCCGGUGCAACGAGAUGCGUCCCCCACGCCAUACAAGCCAACACGAUCCAGCGAGCCAAAGCCUCACGCCGCCCAGAUCGAAAACGAGUCCCAAGUCCGUCCAGCCGAGGCCCCUCCAAAUAUGGAUGAAAACUCCGAUAGCGCCGCCCUCAGGAAAUUCGGGCUGCUGACCCUCCAGGAUCUCGAUAACCCCAAGAGCGAGUCCGUCAGCGGGUCGUCCUCGCUGGCCUCCAACCCGGAGAGCGAGAGUAUCGAGGGCAUCUCGCUCGGCAAGCAAGCCCACUCAUCAAUUCCGCGGCCCGAGUCACUCGCCGCGCCUGGACUCGACCAAGCAACGUAA